Molecule: messenger RNA, 1170 nt
Organism: Selaginella moellendorffii
Lineage: Eukaryota; Viridiplantae; Streptophyta; Lycopodiopsida; Selaginellales; Selaginellaceae
Product: SAGA-associated factor 29 homolog A
Exons: 8
Coding region: 52-933 (293 amino acids)
Cellular component (GO): SAGA complex
Source: RefSeq, a predicted model, not a curated record
GCGACCUGGUGCCUGUGGUUUGUUUUGAUUUGUGGGUUGUGAGUGUGGGCUAUGGCGAGCAAUGCAUUGAGCGCGGCGAGCGUGGAGGCCGCGUCGCAAGGGCUCAAGGAGCUGGAUCGAUUGAGGAGAGAACAAGAUGGUCUGAUCAAGAAGAUCAAUAAGAUCCACGCCAAGCUCGCAGAGACCCAACCAGAGCAAGCCGAGAAGUUCGAAGAUAAGUUCUGGAGCAAGCUACGGGAUUUGUAUAGUCAAGCUAAAGCACUUGCGGACGCCGAAGAAAGUGCGUCAAAUGCUUGUCUUAGUAAUCUGGACGCUCUCUCGAUACCUUCACAAGCUGCUGCUGCUCAUCGACGUAAAACUGAGACUGGCGAUCAAAAGCGGAAGAGAGCCAAGGCCGAUGCAGACUCUUCCAGGCUGAAUCCGAACGUUUCUCGGUCGGCUGAUUCAAUUGGUAAAGCUGUUGGAGACCAGGUCGCCGCGCGGAUUACUCCUGAAGAUUCAGAGAAGAGCGAGUGGAUUGUCGUCAAGGUGACCCGCUUUGAUCGCGAAACAAACAAGUUAAGUCACUCUUUUUGCUCGUCUUUUUUCACAGUGCUUUGUCUCUCCAGAUAUGAAGUGAUAGACGAAGAGCCUGGGGACGAAGAAGAAAAUGGUGGAACCGGUGGACCGAGGAAGUACAAGUUAUCUCCCUCCGCAAUCAUCCAAUUCCCAAAACCAGCGACAGCGCUGGAUUUUCCAACGGGAUCUCAAGUUCUUGCGGUGUAUCCAGGCACCACCGCACUGUACAAAGCUACUGUCGUCGGUCCUCAUAGAAAAAAAAAAACGGACGACUAUAUUCUAGAAUUCGAUGACGACGACGAGGAUGGAUUUCUACCAAAGCGAACAGUGCCAUUUUACCACGUUGUCACUCUUCCGGAGGGGCACCGCCAGUAAAUCAACAACAGCCAGUAGCAUUGUCGCUGUUGAUCAGCUGUACCAUGUCGCCUGUAACAGUAACAUACGAGAAGAAGCUCAACCGGCCAGCAAACAUGGUAGAGCAAGUUCACCAUAGCAUUGCUGGUAAGAGUUGCAAUGCUCAUCCAGAAUUUGUACCAUCGGGGAUAAGUCCUCUCUAAAUCUUUGAAAAACCGGUGCCUCCUAAUAUCUAUUACAUCCGAUUCUAAUCUCUAA